Oppiella nova is the source of this 433-nucleotide messenger RNA. Lineage: Eukaryota; Metazoa; Arthropoda; Arachnida; Sarcoptiformes; Oppiidae. The record is from the annotation of a GenBank genome assembly.
GUUGACAACCAUUUGACACAAUAAUUAAUGACAAAUGUCGUGCCGAUUGUCCAGUAAUUGUCAGACUAUAGAGGAAUCCAUUCGUUUGGUGAAUGAGGCUCUGGAUAAUGCCAUUGAAAGCAAUGGACUCGAGACAGGCAUUCAAAUGCUCGAACCAUACGUUCACAACAGCUUAUAUCACAGUGCCUUCCGAUCCAUACUUAUUAUCCUCAAAGCAGGUCUUACCCUCAAAAAGGAUGACUUGGAGAGAGCGACACAAAGCACGGAACAAACGGCUAAAUUGAGUACUAAGUUACGGAGGACUGGAUUCUUUAAUAAUUUGUUCAAAUUUUUUAAAACACCAAAUUAUAAUAAAUAUACAGACAUGGAAGUACAUGCCGAACUAAUUUACGCCAAAUUCUUGGGAAUGAGUGCUAUAUUGUGUGCAUUGGAG